Messenger RNA from Aphanomyces astaci, 2265 nucleotides. RefSeq lists its product as hypothetical. The transcript is spliced from 3 exons. The record is from RefSeq and is a predicted model, not a curated record. Gene Ontology annotation, biological process: transmembrane transport. Lineage: Eukaryota; Oomycota; Saprolegniomycetes; Saprolegniales; Verrucalvaceae. Gene Ontology annotation, molecular function: transmembrane transporter activity. Bases 55 to 1668 code for a protein of 537 amino acids.
GGAAACAAUCCAACUCAACCAGCACUACGAGAUCCUUCAACCUCCGCGAAUUCGAUGGCAGGGAGCUUCCGCGAGCACAACGAGCCCAUCCGUCCGCUGGCUCUGGCGUUGGUUGCCGUUGUGUUUCUCUCCGACAUCCUCUACGCUGGCCUUAUCUUUGGCUGGGCGCCGCUGUUGCUCCUGCUGCAAGAAGAAGACCAGUACGGCGAACUGUGCAAUCACAUCUCAACGAAUGUCACAGUGUCUGCAACCCGGUGCAGCUUGCAAGACAGCCGACUGAACAUGGUGUACGCCAUUGCGUCCGUGGCGGCCAACCUUAGCUCCCUUCCGGUCGGUUGCAUGUUGGACUACUUCGGGCCCAAGUACUCGAUCUUGGUGGCGGCAGUGUUUGAGGUCUCCGGUCUGUUCCUCCUUGGUGCCGCAGACUCCAAAUCAUUUGACGUGUUUAUUCUCGCAUACACGCUGUGUGCCACGGGUGGCUGCAUCACGAUGAUGGCGUCGUAUCCCGCGAGCUUCCUUAUCCUGUCCCACCAAACGGUCAUUCUAGCGGCCAUAUCGUGUCUGUUCGACUCGAGCAGUGUCGUGCUGCUAGGCAUGUACAGCCUCCACUCGUCGUUCGGGUUCACGAGGCAACAGAUCUUCUUCGUCUAUGGAUGCAUGUCCAUUGCCAUGUACGGGCUCCUCGUAGUGUUGUGGCACGCCAACGAACAGUAUUUGCCCGACCAGUCGGAAGACGAGGCACAGAACGCUCCACCACCGACGAAGGACAUUACGUUCACGUCCCCGCUCCUGCAGCCCAUCGCGCGGCGCCACAGCAUGCGGGACUCGAUUGAAAAGUACGGCACCCUCUCGGAAGACGAGCUGAUCGAGGCCAAACCCCUUCCCGACGUCAUUCAACUGCACAAAACUGGUCACGUCGGUCAAGAACUGGUCACGGACUUUCCACUCACGCAGCAACUGCGCACGUUUGAGUUUGGAUUUCUCUUGGCGUACUCGAGUUUGCACGUGCUGCGUGCCAACUUGUACAUUGGCACUAACAACAAGCUCCUCGAGGAGUACGGCGACGCGGCCACGGGGUACUUCUACACCAAGAUCUUCAGUUUCAUCCUGCCGCUGGGGUUCAUAUUUGUGCCCUUUAUCGACUACUUUGUCGAGAAGAAAGGGCUGGCGGUGUCGCUGCACAUUGCCACGGGCCUGGGCGUGGUGUACAACAGCCUCGCCAUGGUGCCGCUCUUGCCGCUUCAGUCCGUCGUCUUCUUUCUCUUCACGGGCUUCCGGGCGUUCCUCUACGCUGCCAUCUCGGCCUUCGCCGCCAAAAUCUUUGGUCUGGCCAACCUCGGCACCGUCGUAGGCCUGACGUUCACGUUUGGCUCCAUCGUGAGUUUGCUGCAAAUUCCCGCCGUGUGGUUCGCAAACGACGUGGGCAACCACAUGCUGGUGUAUGGGAUGUCCACGGCGCUGUGCUUUGGCCUGAUCCCACUCACGGAAUGCUAUCGACACCGCGCGGCGCUUCGCAUGAAGCGACAGGCACGGGUCAUGGAGGCGCUGGGGGAAGACGAAACCACGAUGUUGUCGCCGAUCAAGGGCCUGCAGUACCGCCGGUCGCCAUGCGCGCCAUCGCCAGUUUCGCGGCGGCGAGCGUUGUCCAAGCACGACAGUCUGCCAUGAGAUUUCAUGCCUUGAAACGAGAGUGAGCGAGAGACGUGUGUGUAGAAUAUGAGAUAUAUAUAUAAGAUACAACAUGAUAUAUUAUCGAUGAUGGUGUUGUUUGGUGGAAUAACUUAGAGAUCGCUCGUGCGUCGAGAAGGAUGGUCGAGGUGCCGACUCGACGCGUGGUUGUCGAAGCUGGGGCGGCCAAAGAUCGCCUGCCCCGUGUGUGGCGUCGGGUCGGUGGCACUCCGUGUCAAGGGAGGAAUGAUCACCAGCGCUCCAUUGUGCGUGUUGAGCAUGGGCAGCGUCGCCGAGUGCUCCAUGACGUUGCGCCUGUUGACGAUGAGUUCGCUACCAAGCGUGGCUUGGACAUUCUCAAACUUGCGCAUGAUGCGCGACUUUGCGGGCUUGGUCGAGUUGUGGGCAUGGAUCACGUCGUCGUCGUCGUCCAGGGCACUCAUGGAUACCUGCGAGCAGUAUCUCAGUUUGAGGGUUUCCCGUAUGUGCUCUUGGUUGCAUGACAGGGAGGCCAAAGCUGCUGUCGCCGCCGUCGCAGACGUCGACCCCAUGGAAAGAUCGGUUCUCGUACCAAAGUUAAACAACGAACAAAAAACG